CGCGUCCCGCGUCCCGCACCGCAUCGGAGCGGCCGACGGCCCCGGGGCUGACCGGCCUCGCCGCCCCUCGCGCGCCGCCGCCCCGACUCGCCCUCGCCCCGCUGCCCGGCGGGGUGGCGGCGGCCGCCGGCGCCCGCCUCUAUGAUGAAGUUCAAGCCCAACCAGACGCGGACCUACGACCGCGAGGGAUUCAAGAAGCGGGCGGCGUGCCUGUGCUUCCGCAGCGAGCAGGAGGACGAGGUGCUGCUGGUGAGUAGCAGUCGGUAUCCAGACCAGUGGAUCGUCCCAGGAGGCGGAAUGGAGCCUGAGGAGGAGCCGGGCGGUGCAGCCGUGAGGGAAGUUUAUGAGGAGGCAGGAGUCAGAGGAAAAUUGGGUAGGCUCCUGGGAAUAUUUGAGCAGAACCAAGACCGAAAGCACAGAACGUAUGUAUAUGUUCUUACAGUCACUGAAAUAUUAGAAGAUUGGGAAGAUUCUGUUAAUAUAGGAAGGAAAAGAGAGUGGUUCAAAGUAGAAGAUGCAAUCAAAGUUCUCCAGUGCCAUAAGCCUGUACAUGCAGAGUAUCUGGAAAAGUUAAAGUUGGGUUGUUCCCCAACCAAUGGAAACUCCACGGUCCCAUCCCUUCCAGAGAACAGCGCCUUGUUCGUGAGCACCACACAGAGCCCUGGGCUGCCAUCCAGCGUGAGAUAGGGAGAGUCAGAGGGCUGCCCCGAUGCACACUCUCCUCCAGCUCAGGGAGAGGCUCCGCACUGUCCUUGGCCAACAUCUGAAUGAUGCCCGCAAACUGUCUGAAUUUGCCAUGCAGGAAUUUCAAACAAUUUGCAUGUUUUUCAGAUGCUUUCAAAUCUUCUUUAAAAAAAAAAAAGUGUACAAUAUUUUAAUAAGCCAAAGCCAUGUGGAAUUUUUUUUUUAGAUGCCUUAACUGUGCUCCCCUUUCCCAGUGUUAUUUUGGUUGUCAUUUUUUAAGCAGCAUUUUCAGUUUUUCUUAUCCAUAUAAGCAGUGUUGCUUAUUUUGUCAGAGAUCAAACUACUCAAUGGGUAAAUUCUCCCAAAAUUGUUUUCUCAUUUGCAGCAUUAACUUAUUCAAGAAAUCUACAGCUGGAAUUAAAAUAUUUUUGGUAUUUAAAUCCAUCUACCCAAGUUAACUUUAUAGGAUCCUGAUUUUAAUUCAUAAAUUGUAGAUUCAGUCUAUUUCAUUAUGAUCCUCUGUUUUGACAGAGAACUUUUAAGUUUCUAUAUUGGGAUUCUGUCAAUUCAUUUGUCUGAAUUUCCAUAUAUUUUGUCACCAUCAACCAGAGACAAUUAUUUCCCCUAAAAGUUUGGUUUAAAAAUGCAAUACAACUUUAUAGUUAAUUAAUUUUUAGGGAAAUAUUAGCAAAAUGCAUGUAGUACAUUGUCAUGAAACUUGUAUUUCAUGGAAUUUAUUUAGCAUGCUCAGUUGCCAAUUCUUUUAUCUGUAAUCUCUUUACAUAGAAUACCUUAGAACUGUUUUCCUUCAAAGUAAAUGGCUCUUAAACCAGUCAGUGGUGGUUGCCUCCCAGUGGGGGCUGAGGCCGCCUUGCUGCAGCUGUCACAGGCUUAUGUAUUAGGGCACCUUUGAAUGUCUCACCCUUUCUAGGUUGUCAGUACUGUUUGUCACAGAGCCUGUGGGGCACUGGAACGUACUUAACAAUGAUCUUGUUGUGGAUUUGUCUCAGAAUCAGGCGUCCCAUCUAAAGUGUACAUACACACCCUGUCUGAAACUCCCACACUUCCCCAUUGAGGUCAGAGAUGAGGAAGGAAGCAAAAUCUUUGAAGAUGUGGGAUUGGGCUUCUGAAACAAUUUUUAAUGUAGACAUUAGUCUUGUAAAUAUUACAGCUGGUGAGUACGAAGUAGAAGUUAAAACAUAAGCUCUAUAAAUUGUUCACCUUUAGAGAUAAAAUUGCUGCUAAAAAUAUAGUCCUUACACUUAAGGAAAAUUGGUGCCAUUUUGAAAAUGAGAUCUUGUGUCAUGAAUGCAGCUAAAUUAAAUAUAAGUGAUAGUUCACAAAUUAAUGCUGUCAAAGGGAUGAGAAAGAAACCAGUGACGCUCCACUCUAAAUUAUGUAGUGUGAUCAGGCAUGGUCAUCCAGAAUUUUUUAUAUUUUUCUUUGUACAGAGGUUAUAUAAUUCUGGGUGUUUUUUUUUUUUUUUAAGUAAACAUUUCAAAUCCCACAAAUCAACAUUUUCUACCAAUCAUCAGUAGACUAAGAUUUUCUCAGCAAUCUCUGAAACUUCGUCAAAUUAUAUACUUAACAGAAAAACUGGAUUGUUUUUGUAUAUAAGGCUGCUUCCACCUGAAAUGCUGUCACAAGAACUUAGGGCGAUUUUUCUUGUACAUGGUAUUCUUAGGUAAUAAUGCAUGAACUUAUUUUAUAAACUCUUGGACUAUGUAUUUGACAUGUAAAAAUGUACAGUUUGUCAGCCAUCUCUUAAGUUGUAGACUAUAAAUAUUGUAUAAUUUUCUUUGGUCAGAAACAUUUGGACUAAGUAGUGCCACUUGGGUCAAGAUUUUCUGUAGUACCAUUUAUUUAGCAAACCCAACUGUUGUUAGGCUAUGCAAUUAGCAAAAAUUUGUAUACAACAGAAUACAGUUCUCACACAUAAAUUCCAUGAGGGGUUCUGCAGUCUAGCAAAAUCAGAGGGGGGGAAGUCCUAAGGAAGUUCAGAAAAAGCCAGUAAUACCAGGCCUAUAUAGUUGAAUCCACUAAGGAUAAAUAAUGUCUACUAUCUCAACUCUCCAAAGUUUACCGUGUUGAUACUGUCCUUUGUGCUUAUUUGUGAGAUAGCUGAAUAAAACUGGGCAGCUAACUUUCAGCUCCAUGUGCCUCCUGUAUAAACAGAAAUUAAGCAGUUAGUGUAAAUUGACUCACAGGCAAAGUAGGAACUGCCCUGCAUGUUUUUGUAAAGAGAUGGUAUUUUCCAACCAAGCACAGGAUAUCCAGUUUUCUGUCAGCCACGCCACUAUAAACCAGAAAAACUGAAGGGGAGAAAUGAUUGUUGUACACAAUGAAUUGCUUUGCAUGGUCCCGUUUGAGAUAAUUGGUGUAAGGAUCUUGACUUUUUUAUAUUUGGAAACAAAUAAAAAUGGAAACGCA
Cavia porcellus (domestic guinea pig) is the source of this 3114-nucleotide messenger RNA. RefSeq names its product nudix hydrolase 4 (gene Nudt4). NCBI's taxonomy places the organism in Eukaryota, Metazoa, Chordata, Mammalia, Rodentia, Caviidae. The transcript has 5 exons. Bases 142 to 687 code for a protein of 181 amino acids. Gene Ontology annotation, biological process: diadenosine pentaphosphate catabolic process; diphosphoinositol polyphosphate metabolic process; diadenosine hexaphosphate catabolic process. Gene Ontology annotation, molecular function: diphosphoinositol-polyphosphate diphosphatase activity; bis(5'-adenosyl)-hexaphosphatase activity; bis(5'-adenosyl)-pentaphosphatase activity. The record is from RefSeq and is a predicted model, not a curated record. Gene Ontology annotation, cellular component: nucleus; cytoplasm.